CUUAACUUCUGUUUUAUAAUCUGUGUUUUUUGUUUCACCAGUUAAUUAUUAACUUAUAUUUUUUUAAUGUUAAGAUUUGAGCGCCGAUCUCUUUUAUUCUUUCUUUAUUUUUUACUUUUUUUCACAGAAUUUGUUACCCAUAAAAUAAAUCAAAAAAGAAAUUAUCCGCCAGCACUCCCUUGUUGGAAAUAAGAAUUCUCUUUUCUUCCAACUUCUGUUUAAAUUUUUAUUCUUUUUAAUUUCUAUCUAUCCAUCUAUCUAUCUUUCCAGUUGUCUGUCUUUUAUCUUUUUCACCCAUCAUCCACCACCCCCAUCUUCUUCUUCUUCCAAAAUUCAUAAUUUCUAUCUUUCUAAUUCCUCCUUUUCUUCUCCGACCACUUCUCUCUUUUCUCCCUCCCUUUUCUCAAUUGCAAGGGGGUGAGUUAGAGAGAGAAAUAAAAGUACUUCAGGAAAUUAUUAUUAGCUUAAUAGAACAUACAAUUGGGUGUUCAAAAAUCAUCUGUUCAGACUCUACCUCUACUCAUAGUACUAGUACUGUAUAGUAUAAUACACUGGGUAAAAAAAAAGGGGGUUCAAGGAUACAGAAGAAGAAGAAAGAUACAAUACUGCUCAAGGUAUAGGAGAGAGACAGAGAGAAAGGGGUUAAGGGAAUUCUGCUUCUUCUUCAUCUUUCUCUUCUCCAUAUUGGAAAAUACUGGCUCAUCAUAAUCAGUAGUAUCAUAAUCUAGUAUGCAACAAGGAGGACCCCAAUAUGGGGUAUCACCGGAGAUGAGUAAUAAUCCUGCAGACCAUCACUUACAGCAACAACAAAGGCAACAUAAAUCAUUGAGUGUGGAUGCAACAGUGGUAACGGCAGAAGCAGCGUCACCAAUCAGUUGUCGACCACCUGCAUCAGGGAGUUUUGAAGAAUUGGUAGGUGCUCCUGGAUCAGGUGGAGGUAGGUUUCAAGACGAGGAUGGGUUUGGUGGUGAAGAAACUGAAAGAGGAUCAGCAGGUGGAGGAGGUAAUAGAUGGCCACGUCAAGAAACUAUUGCUCUAUUGAAAAUUAGGUCGGAUAUGGAUGCCGCUUUCCGAGAUGCCACGCUUAAAGGCCCUCUCUGGGAAGACGUCUCAAGGAAACUAGCUGAGCUUGGGUUUAUCAGAAGUGCCAAGAAAUGUAAAGAGAAGUUUGAAAACGUCCACAAAUACUACAAGCGCACCAAAGAAGGCCGUGCUGGUCGUCAAGACGGCAAAUCUUACAGAUUUUUCACUCAACUUGAAGCUCUCCACGGCACCACCACCACCACCACCACCGCCACUCCAACUCACUCUCUUCCUCCUCUUCCCAUCACCUCCGCAACAACAACAAACCAAGGUGUGAGUCCACUUCCUAUGGGAAUCGGGAUGGUUGGUUCUGCUACUUCUGGGCGAAUUCAACCUCCUCCUUCUGAUUCUGCCGCCAUUCCUACUGCCCAGAUCGGAGUACCAAGAUCAGAUUACCAAACACCACCCCCACAGCCACCCACAACUGGGAUUUCUGGUUCUUCUGCCGCUGCUGCUGUUGCCGCAGGAAUUAGUUUCUCUUCCAAUACUUCAUCUUCUUCGGGAGAUUCAGAUUCAGACGAGGAUUUAGAUGAAGGUGGUGGUCCAAGUUCUAAUCCAACUGAUACCCGCAAAAGAAAAAGAGGCGGAAGUGGUGGUGUAAGUGUUGGUGGAAGUACGAGUCACAGGAUGAUGCAUUUCUUUGAAGGACUAAUGAAACAGGUGAUGGAAAAACAAGAGGCUAUGCAACAGAGAUUUCUUGAGACAAUUGAGAAAAGAGAACAAGACAGAAUGAUUAGGGAAGAAGCUUGGAAACGUCAAGAGAUGGCUAGGCUUACUCGAGAGCACGAGAUGAUGGCACAAGAGAGAGCAAUCUCUGCUUCUAGAGAUGCCGCCGUCAUCGCCUUCCUUCAGAAAAUCACUGGACAAACUAUUCAAUUACCGUCUCCUGGAAUUAUCCCCGCCGCCCCACCACCAGCACCAGUUCAGGCACCACCACCCACACCGCAACCUCAAUCUAUUCCACCUCCCACAGCACCGACUCCUUCUCCUCCCCCUCCUCCUCCUUCACAGCCAAAGCAGCAAAAACAACAUCAACAUCACCAGAUAGUACGACAUCAACCGCAGCAGCAGCCACCGCCUCAGAGUCAGAGCAGCGAGGUCAUAAUCACCCACCACCAUCAACCUACCUCGGCAGACCAUGUAAUUAUAGCAGUUCCCGAGCAGCAACAUCCACCCGCGCAAGAGAUGGGUAGCGGUGGAUUCGACUCAGCAUCAUCAAGAUGGCCGAAGACAGAAGUUCUUGCACUUAUUAAACUCAGAAGUGGACUCGAAUCAAGGUAUCAAGAAGCAGGACCAAAGGGGCCACUGUGGGAAGAGAUCUCUGCGGGGAUGGGUAAGAUGGGAUACAGCAGGAGUGCAAAGAGAUGCAAAGAGAAAUGGGAGAACAUCAACAAGUACUUCAAAAAGGUUAAAGAGAGUAACAAGAAACGGCCUGAAGAUGCUAAGACUUGCCCUUAUUUUCAUCAAUUAGAUGCUCUAUACCGGAAGAAAGUGCAUGGUGGAAGUAAUCAAACCAAGCAAGAAUCACCAAUAGAUCAUAAUCAAUCUUCUAAUACAUCCUCUUCUUCAAUGGACCCAAAUCAAUCAUCGACAACCUUGCAGCAAGCAAUCAUGGCUCCACCGCCACCUCCUCCACAAACAAAUGCUAAUGAAUCAGCAGCAGAAACCAAUGUAAAGAACAACAACAAUGUCGGUGGUGGUAGCAACGUUGAAGGUGCAGCAUCAGUAGCAAAGAAACCAGAAGACAUUGUGAAGGAGUUGAUGGAACAGAGACAAAACAAUCAUCACCAACAACCACAACCAAUGACAAUGGGCAACUAUGGUAAGCUGACGGGAGAGGACAGCGAUAAUAUUGAAGAUGAUGAGGAAAUGGAUGAUUUAGAUGAUGAUGAUGAUGAAGACACCACGGAAGAAAUAGAAGAUGAAGAUAGAAAUACUAGUAAGAUGAAUUAUAAGAUUGAGUUUCAAAACAGGCAAAAUACAGGAUCCUCUAAUGGUGCAGCAAAUACAGCAGCAAGCACAUUCUUGGCAAUGGUUCAAUGAUACUACUAGUCCCAACCCCAUCCACAUUCUCUCCAAUUGCCUUGACUUUUUUUUUCUUCCGAGGAACCCCAUAAAAUGCCUGAAGGAUAGAAUUCUACCCUUUCUUACUUUUCCUCCUCCCCCCCUCCUCCUCCUCCUCCUCCUCUAUGUACCAUAUGUACCUAUUGUGUCCACAACACAUACCCAGAUGAAAAGCUAGAGCUAGCCCUGAUCAUCAGGUAGAUAUAUCAUCUUUCUCUUCGAAUUGGAUCGAACUAAAGCCCGAAAAAUAACUUGCAAAAAAUUUCCACAUUUCCUCCCUUUAUCUCUGUUCAUGUUUUUCCUCAAUUCAUCAUCUUCUUGUUUCUUUUACUGUUCCUUGUUUAAUUUAUUCGUUACUAUCAUUAGUAGAAGGGAGCUAGAGGUACGUAGUAUCAAGCAGUACGAUGGAAUACAAGAACUGAUCAUUUUGGAUAAUGAACUACUACUGAUGCUACUACUAUCACUACCACCGUAUCGUAUUGGCGAAGAGAGACGUUGCUUCGAUCCCUUUUGAUAUUUUUAUUUUGAUUAUUAAAAUUUGUUGUUGAAUUAUAAUAAAGAAUCAAUUUCAGUUAUCUUUUGAAGAAACAAAAAAACAGAAGAAUACUGAAUUUGGUUUAAGAGUGAAUAGAGAUCAGAAAAUAAGCUUUUGUUUUUCAA
This is a messenger RNA of Papaver somniferum (opium poppy), 3807 nucleotides long. Its product is annotated as trihelix transcription factor GTL1-like. The coding region runs from base 730 to 3126 and encodes 798 amino acids. The transcript is spliced from 3 exons. Lineage: Eukaryota; Viridiplantae; Streptophyta; Magnoliopsida; Ranunculales; Papaveraceae. The record is from RefSeq and is a predicted model, not a curated record.